GUGUGUCAUAUCGGGGAAGAAAUGUUUUAGUCUAGUUUCAGUGCUGUUGCGAAAUAAAGAAAUUAAGAGUGGAUUAGAAAAAUACAGUUUAAUGCUUCGUAGUUUGACUAUACUUAAUCGUAAUUUUUGCUAUAAGAGGUGCCUACUUCUCAUGAAAUAUUUAAAGCGCGUUCGUAUAGAAAAUUCAAUUGUAAACUAAUAGGAAAAGUGAAAAUGAAAGAUGGGAGUCCGAUUAGGUGAAAUGAUUCUGAUAGCGUUUAUUAUUGGAAUUCCAUUGGUCGCUGCACAAGAUUUGCAAUUGGAGCGAUGUGCUUGGAUGACCGCUAUACCGAGAGAGUCUAUGCCUGACAUGCCUGAAUUAGAUUUUGAUGGAGUGCCAUGGAGCCAAAGGCAGUUCCUGCCGGUGGCCACGAGAGAGGACGUGUGCAUGGACCGGUUCAUCUCGACAGCAUCCACGCAGAUCAUUCUGAUGGACGAGGAGAUCGAGGGGGACGUUGCGAUUGCUAAACUCAACUAUAAAGGUACUGCAGCACCUAGCAUCGAUCGGAUGCUGUCCGGCUCGUUCAGCAUGCUAGGACCGGUCCUUCGGAACGAGAAUGACGAAUGGUUUCUGUACAUCACCCAGAAACAGGACUACGAGAACCUAAACAUGCAGCGGUACAUGUUGGACGUGAGUGUGCCGGGAGACGCGGUCGUGGGGAGGGUCACCCUGCAGAUAGUCAACAUUGAUGACAACGCGCCGAUCAUACGUUUGCUGGACUCCUGCGUCGUCCCAGAACUAGGCAGCCUAGGCCUCACGAACUGCACAUACGAAGUGAGCGACGCAGACGGAAGGAUCAGCACCAGCAACAUGACGUUCAGCAUCGACAGCGAGCGGGACGACGACGAGAUCUUCUACGUGCAGGGCGACAACAUCCCCAACGACUGGUACAGGAUGACCAUGAGCCUCGGCCUCAACCGCUCCUUGGACUUCACUGCCAAUGUGCUGCACAUUUUCAGAGUCACUGCAUUUGAUUCGCUCCCAAACACCCACACAGUAACAAUGAUGGUGCAAGUGGACAACGUGGAGCACCGGCCGCCGCGCUGGGUGGAGGUGUUCGCCGUGGAGCAGUUCGACGAGAAGACGCCCAUGAACUUCAGCGUGCGGGCCAUCGACGCCGACACCGGCAUCAACGGACGCAUCUAUUACACGCUUCGAGCUGCCGACGAGGACAAAGAAUUCUUCGCAAUCGACACAAUAGACGGGGGACGAAACGGCGCCAACUUCCAAGUAGCAGCAAUCGACAGGGACGAGCUGGAACGGGAAAUCUUCCGCGUGACACUGAUAGCCUAUAAAGCUAACAAUGAGAGCAACACAACGCCGCAAGAUGUCGUCAUCAUCAUCAAUGACAUCAACGACCAGGCUCCGCUGCCGAUCCACAAGGAGUACACCAUCAGUAUUCCUGAAGAAACUCCUCAGACAUUGAACUUCGACAAAGAAUUUGGGUUUCAUGAUAGAGAUACAGGUGAGAAUGCUCGGUACAGCGUUCGGAUAGAGAGCGUGCAUCCUCCAGGAGCAGCAGAGGCCUUCCUCAUCCAACCAGGCCAGGGCUACCAGCGACAGACGUUCUUCAUGACCACCGCUAACCACAGCAUGCUGGACUUCGAGGAUGAACUGUUCCGAUACGGGAUUGAGCUCCAGGUAAUCGCCACUGAUUUGGGCAACGCGACCUUGAUCGGAGUAGCCACAGUGCACAUAAACCUGAUCAACUGGAACGAUGAGCUGCCGAUCUUCGAGACCAGUUCUCAGAACAUCACCUUCGAGGAGACAGUUGGGGAAGGUUACCACGUCGCCUCUGUCAGGGCGACUGACCGAGACGUCAAUGAUACUGUAGUUCACACACUUAUGGGCAACGCUCAGCAAUUCUUAAGAAUAAACGAAAGCACUGGAGACAUCUACGUCUCGAUAAAUGACGCUUUCGAUUACCACAGGCAAAAUGAACUGCUGGUUCAGGUCCAAGCACACGACACUCUGGGGAUACCCAGCAGCAUCAAUGGAACGCCCAUCGUCAACACGGAUACAUCUCAGCUUGUCAUACAACUUAUUGACAUCAAUAACACUCCGCCCAGUCUUCGACUGCCCCGAGGUAGUCCACAAGUGGAAGAGAACGUGCCAGAAGGGUACAUAGUGACGCGGGACUCGCUGGUCAUCACAGCGACAGAUCCCGACACCACGGCCGAUCUGAACUUUGAAAUCGUUUGGAACUCCUCCUACGCGACUAAACAGGGCAGGGAAACUGAUCCAACUGAAUAUGUAGGCUGUUUGGACAUAGAGACAUCAUACCCCGACCCUGACAACCGCGGGUCUGCCGUUGGUCGGCUCGUGGUGAAGGAGAUCCGAUACAACGUGACUAUUGACUUCGAGGAGUUCGAAGUCCUAUACGUCACCAUCAAGGUGGUGGAUAAGAACACUGUCAUCGGAACUGAUUAUGAUGAACUAACGUUCACAAUAACCAUCAUAGACAUGAAUGAUAACGCCCCUGAGUGGGUGGAGAACACCCUGAACCAAACGUUGAGGGUCCGUGAGAACUCCGCAUCCAACACCAUCAUCGGGUCCGUCCAAGCUACUGACAUCGACGGCCCUCUUUACAAUCAAGUCCGGUAUACAAUAUUCCCAAGAGAAGAUACACCAAAAGAUUUAGUAAAGAUCGAUUUCGUCACCGGUCAGAUCGAAGUGGACUUGGACAACGCAAUAGACGCCGAUAUCCCGCCGCGGGACAACCUCUAUUACACAGUAAUAGCCAGCGACAAGUGUACAGAAGCAGACCCAGCUGACUGUCCCCCUGAUAAGAAUUACUUUAAUACUGAAGGAAAUAUCACAAUCCAAAUAAUCGAUACAAAUAACAAGAGCCCGAUGGCCCGCACGGACUUGUUCAAUGUUACGGUGUACUUGUAUGAAAAUGCGACCCAAGGUGAUGAAGUGGUGGUGGUUGUGUCGGAGGACUUGGAUCGAGAUGUGAUCUACCACACAGUCAGUUACCAAAUUAACUAUGCGGUAAGCUCUCGUCUCCGUAACUUCUUCUCCGUGGAGCUGGAUACGGGAAGAGUCUUCGUUGACUACACCACUGAUGAGGUCCUGGACAGAGACGGAGACGAGCCCAGACAUCGGAUCUUCCUGAACCUCAUUGAUAACUUCUAUUCUGAGGGAGAUGGCAACAGGAAUCAAAACACUACAGAGGUGCUACUAGUGCUGCUGGAUGUUAAUGACAACGCUCCGGAAUUGCCUUCCGCUGACCGCCUCUCCUGGUCCGUCUCCGAGAACUUGAGCAAAGGCAGCAGACUGGACCCCUACAUCUUCGCCCCCGACCGCGACGAGCCAAACACAAACAACUCACGCGUUGGCUACGAAGUCGCCAACCUCACCUUACUCACCGAACGCGACAUCGUCCUUCCCGACCUCUUCACCGCUGUCGACGUAUACACUGACAAUAAGUACAACGUCAGUGGUGAAUUGGAAACACUCGCCGACUUGAAAGGCUUCUGGGGAACUUACAAUAUUGGCAUUCGCGCAUACGACCACGGGGAACCGCAGCAAGAGUCCAGUGAGAUCUAUCAGCUCGUCAUCAGGCCAUACAACUUCCACGCGCCAGUGUUUGUGUUCCCCCAAAACGGUGCUGUCUUGCGAUUUGCCAGGGAGCGAGCCAUGGUCAACGCACGUCUAGGCUUGACCUCUGGCGAAUUUUUGGAUUCAAUUCACGCUACAGAUGAAGAUGGCUUAGAAGCAGGACAGGUUACCUUUGAUGUAUCAGGAGAUGAUGAGGCGUCAGAGUACUUCCAGGUGUUGGCAAGCGCCGAGAACCAAGGGAUUCUGAUGCUCCAAAAAAUGUUUACUGAAGACGUCAAAGAAUUUCAGGUGAGCAUCCGUGCUACCGACGGUGGUACAGAACCCAAAUCCCUAUCUACGGUGGUGACUUUACAAGCCGUGUUCGUGCCCACGCAAGGAGAACCCACCUUUAGCGCCAACACUGCUGAUGUGGGGUUCGUAGAGAAAGAAGCCGGUCUGGAGGAGGAGCACAAGUUGCCUCAUGCCGCGGACCUGAAGAAUUUUCGUUGCGAUGGCGAUUGCCACAGUAUUUACUACAGGAUCAUUGAUGGCAACGACGAAGGCUACUUCAUACUAGACGCAUCAACAAACGUCCUGAAACUAGCCAAAGCGCUGAACCGGAGUGAGAGGGAAACUCAUACACUGAGAGUGGCAGCCAGCAACUCACGCGAUGUCGCCACCGCGCUUCCUGGCUCCGUCCUCACCGUCACUGUUACUGUGAGAGAAGCCAAUCCUCGGCCAAUUUUCGUGCGAAGCUUGUACACCGCUGGGAUAUCGACACUCGACAGUGUCAAUAGAGAACUGCUCACUGUACAGGCAGUACACUCUGAAGGGCUACCGAUCAACUACACACUCGACCUCUCCUCCAUGGUGACAGACGACAGCCUGGCCAACGUGCGCGACUCUGCGUUCCUCCUCAACAACGGGACCGGCGUGCUGACGCUCAACAUGCAGCCCACUGCCAGCAUGCACGGCAUGUUCGAAUUCGACGUCAUUGCGACUGACCCAGAUGGUGGAAACGACACUGCAGCAGUGAAGAUCUAUCUCAUAUCAUCGCAGAACAGAGUCUUCUUUAUGUUCGUAAACGCUUUGACUCAAGUGGAGGCACACACAAACUUUAUCGCCCAGACCUUCAGCGCGGGUUUCAACAUGACGUGCAACAUCGACCAGGUGGUGCCCGCCACGGACACAUCCGGCGCCACGCUGGACGACGUCAUCGAGGUGCGCGCGCAUUUCAUACGCGACAAUGCGCCCGUGUCUACCGAAGUCAUAGAAGAUCUACGCAGUGACACGCAGACCCUUCGCGCGAUCCAGACGACCCUCAACACAGAGCUUCUGGUACUGCGGGACUUCGUGACCGGUUCUAGCCCUGAGAUCAACGCGGACUCGAGCCGCGCCGCCGUGUACGUGCUGGCGGGCCUGUCCGCCGUGCUGGGCUUGCUGUGCCUCGUACUGCUCGCCACCUUUAUCUGUAGGACUAGAGUUUUAAAUCGUCGCCUAGAAGCGCUGUCGAUCCCCAAAUUCGGGUCGCAGGAGUCAGGGCUGAACCGCGUCGGACUGAAGGCACCCGGUACCAACAAACACGCUAAGGAAGGUUCCAACCCCAUCUGGAACGAAGCUAUCAAUGCACCUGAUUUUGAUGCUAUCAGCGAAGCUUCAGAUGACUCCGACCUGAUAGGUAUCGAGGACUUACCGCAGUUCAGCAAAGACUACUUCCCUCCUGAGGGCGGCGACUCCAUAGGUCCAGCAGAGUCAGUCGCUACACACUCCAAUAACUUCGGCUUCAAUUCUGCACCUUUAAGACCAGAGUUUGCAAACAAGCAACCUAGAUUAUAGCCAAUGUAACAACCUUAUAUUAGUAUGAAAAUGUAAAUAUUAAAAUUUGCAAGUGUGAUAUUAAAAUAA
Molecule: messenger RNA, 5488 nt
Organism: Maniola jurtina (meadow brown)
Lineage: Eukaryota; Metazoa; Arthropoda; Insecta; Lepidoptera; Nymphalidae
Gene: Btr175
Product: cadherin-23-like
Exons: 35
Coding region: 221-5419 (1732 amino acids)
Biological process (GO): multicellular organism development; homophilic cell-cell adhesion; calcium-dependent cell-cell adhesion
Cellular component (GO): adherens junction; plasma membrane; catenin complex
Molecular function (GO): cadherin binding; calcium ion binding
Source: RefSeq, a predicted model, not a curated record